CAGAGCAGCUUUCUCUGAUGCCCCUGGAGGGAGGGGCACCCUUCCCUUGCAGCUCCUCGCCUGCUCCACCCCAGCCCCCACAUGGGCUCCCUUGCUCUGUGGUUUGGUGUUGUCAGUUGCAAAAGAGGAAGCUGUCGCUCUCAGGCAUCGGUUUCCCAGACACGAGGAGGAGGCGGAGGCAGCAGAAGCAGCCAGCAGCCGGCCAGCGAGGACGCUCAGUCAGGGAGAUGGAGCUGUGGAAGCAAUGCGCCAGCUGGCUGAUCCAAUGCCGGGUGCUGCCCCCCAACCACCGGGUGACCUGGCCCAGUGCCCAGGUGUGCGAACUGGCUCAGGCCCUGCGUGACGGCGUCCUGCUCUGCCAGCUUCUCAACAACCUAAUGCCCCAUGCCGUCAACCUGCGGGAGAUCAACCUGCGGCCCCAGAUGUCCCAGUUCCUGUGUCUCAAGAACAUCCGCACCUUCCUCUCCACGUGCUGCGAUAAGUUCGGCCUGCGCAAGAACGAGCUCUUUGAAGUCUUCGAUCUCUUCGACGUGCGGGAUUUUGGGAAGGUGAUCGAGACCUUGUCGAUUCUCUCAUGGACUCAGAUAGCUCAGUCCAAGGGGAUCAUGCCCUUCCCCACCGAGGACAGCGUCGCGGACAACGACAUUUAUGGUGACCUUUCGGAUCAGAUUGAUGACACGGUGGAGGAAGAUGAUGACCUGUACGACUGCGUGGAGAAUGAGGAGGCGGAAGGAGAUGAAAUCUAUGAAGACCUGAUGAGGUCGGAGCCAGUUGUCAUGCCACAGAAGAUGACAGAGCUGGAUAAGCGGAACUGCUGCCUUCAAGAAAUCAGACAGACGGAGGAGAAAUACACAGACACACUAGAAUCCAUCUACCAGCACUUUAUGAAGCCCCUGCAGAGAUUUCUAAAGCCCGAGGACAUGGAGAACAUUUUCAUCAACAUUGAGGACCUCGUGAAGGUGCAUCGAUUCUUCUUGGAUGACCUGAAGAACGUCCUGUCCUUCAGCAAUGCCCAGAACCUCUACCAGGUCUUUAUCAAGUACAAGGAAAGGUUCCUGCUCUAUGGCAGAUACUGCAGUCAGGUGGAAGCCGCCAGCCGGUGUCUGGACCAAGUGGCUGGUGCCAGCAUGGACGUGAGGAUGAAGCUGGAGGAAUGCUCCCAGCGAGCCAACAAUGGGCGCUUCACCCUGCGUGACCUGCUAAUGGUGCCCAUGCAACGGGUGCUGAAAUACCAUCUGCUCCUGCAGGAGCUGGUGAAACAUACGGUGGAGCCGACAGAAAAGGAGAACUUGCGGCUGGCGCUGGAUGCCAUGCGGGACCUGGCACAGUGUGUGAACGAGAUCAAGAGAGACAAUGAGACCCUGAAACAGAUCACCAACUUUCAGCUCUCCAUAGAGAAACUGUCACAGUCCCUGGCUCAGUACGGGAGGCCGAAGAUUGACGGGGAGCUAAAGGUCAUCAGCUCUGAGAAACGCUCCAAGAUGGACAGGUACGCCUUCCUCCUGGACCAAGCCCUGCUUAUUUGCAAGCGGAAAGGGGACUCCUACGAGAUGAGGGAUUUCAUCGACCUCCACACUUACCAGAUUCGGGACGACUCCCUGGGAGAAAAGGACAAAAAGAAGUGGACUUACAUGUUCCACCUGAUCUGUAGUUACGGGACCCAGGCCUAUGAGCUCUUCUUCAAGACACGAGAGCUGAAGAAGAAGUGGAUGGAGCAGUUUGAAAUGUCCAUCUCCAAUAUCUACCCCGAAAACGCCACGUCCAAUGGCCACGACUUCCACAUGCACUCCUUCGAGGAGAAUGCGUCCUGCAAAUCCUGCCAGAUGCUGCUCAGGGGCACGUUCUAUCAGGGCUAUCGCUGCAGCCGAUGCAAAGCCCCGGCUCACAAGGAGUGUCUGGGCCGGGUAUCCCCCUGCGGGAAGUCGAGCUCAGAUUAUGGGUCUACGCUGAAAAAGAAUAAAUCCAACCGACACAUGCAGGAGAGAAAGAAGAAUGACCUUGGGCUGCCCAAAAUGGAGGUCUGCCAGGAGUAUUACGGUCUGCCCCCGCCACCCGUGGCAUUUGGCCCGUCGCUGCGACUCAGCAUGGGGGACAUUGUGGAGCUGACGAAAGCCGAGGUGGAGCAGCUCUGGUGGGAGGGCAGAAACACAUCCACGAACGAGAUCGGCUGGUUCCCAUGCCAAAAAGUCAAACCGUAUGUGUGUAAUCCUCCCCCAGAUUUUUCUGUUUAUCUUUGGUACGCGGGACCUAUGGAGAGAGCAGAGGCGGAACAAAUCCUCACGAACCGUUCAGACGGCACGUUCCUGGUGCGGCAGAGGGUCAAGGAUGCAGCUGAGUUUGCCAUCAGCAUCAAGUUUAACGUAGAAAUCAAACACAUCAAGAUCCUGACGUCGGAGGGCCUGUACCGCAUCACAGAGAAGAAGGCGUUCAAAGGACUCAUAGAGCUAGUGGAGUUUUACCAGCAGAACUCCCUGAAAGACUGCUUCAAAACCCUCGACACCACGCUGCAGUUCCCAUUCAAGGAGCCUGAGCAGAGGGCCAUUUCCAGACCUCCCGCAGGAGGACUGAAGUACUUUGGGUCGGCGAAGGCUCGCUACGAUUUCUGCGCACGGGACCGGACGGAGCUAACGCUCAAGGAGGGUGACAUCAUAAAGAUCCUGAGCAAGAAAGGGCAGCAGGGCUGGUGGAAAGGGGAGAUCUACGGCCGGGUUGGCUGGUUCCCAGCAAAUUACGUGGAGGAAGAUUAUUCGGAAUAUUGCUGAGGUCUGGAGCCCUGUGUAAUUUUCCACCCCCCGAGAUCAUGACCCACAGGAUUCCCGACCCUGCGCGGCACUCACACCGUGAGCUCAUGCGGAGCCAGGCCCGGAAGGGGUCUCUGUAGCAGGAUGUAAUGUUGUGCUGGCGGAAGUGCGGCGGGGAGUAGCGUCCCGGGACUAUUAAUUUAUGAACUUUCGGAUCCCUCUUCUCUUUCCCUUCUCUCACGCAUGUAAAGGAAGUUUUGUGUUGAAUAAACUGAAUGGGUGGAUGGGCUGGAGCUGUACCGGCCGUCACCUUGUGCCCAAGA
Messenger RNA from Gopherus evgoodei (Goodes thornscrub tortoise), 3064 nucleotides. RefSeq names its product proto-oncogene vav-like. Gene Ontology annotation, cellular component: cytoplasm. Gene Ontology annotation, molecular function: protein binding; guanyl-nucleotide exchange factor activity. The transcript is spliced from 27 exons. NCBI's taxonomy places the organism in Eukaryota, Metazoa, Chordata, Testudines, Testudinidae. Gene Ontology annotation, biological process: regulation of GTPase activity; intracellular signal transduction; cell migration. The record is from RefSeq and is a predicted model, not a curated record. The coding region runs from base 18 to 2762 and encodes 914 amino acids.